Molecule: messenger RNA, 1281 nt
Organism: Trichomonas vaginalis G3
Lineage: Eukaryota; Parabasalia; Trichomonadida; Trichomonadidae
Product: myotrophin family
Exons: 1
Coding region: 1-1281 (426 amino acids)
Cellular component (GO): nucleus; cytoplasm
Molecular function (GO): protein binding
Source: RefSeq, a predicted model, not a curated record
AUGAUUGGUCUGCAAUUUGUUACUAACAUAGAUGGCAUUUGUCAAGUAAAAUUUAGUGAAAAUUAUCAAGAAGAUGAGGAAUUAGUCAAAAUCUUUAUAAACGAUCAAAUUGAUAAAUUUAAAGAAUACGCUGAAGAUAUGGAAAUUAAUGAAAUUUCUAUUGAUAUUCCUGGCUUUUCUCUUUCAGUACAAGAAGCAAGUGCUUAUUUCGGUUCUGUAAAUAUUUUCAAUUUCCUUCAUCCACCAAAAAAGAAGAAAAUCUCACAAUAUACACUCAAAUAUAUCAAUGCCAUAACUGAGCAAGGUAUAACACCUCUCCAUUAUGCAAUCAAGAAUGAUAAGUUUGAAAAUGCUGCAUUUCUUAUAAAUCAUGGAGCCAAUGUUAAUCUGAUGGACAGCAAAAAUCAAACAGCUCUUCUUUUUGCAGCUGAUAAAGACAAUUAUGAUUUGGUUGAACUUCUUAUUUCACAUGGUGCAUUAAUAGAAGCAAGGGAUAUCGACGGAUACACACCUUUAUUUUCUGCUGCAGCGAAUGGAAAUAAAAGAAUAGCUGAAAUCCUAAUAAAGCAUGGUUCUGAUGUAAAUUCGAAGAAUGAGGCAUUGCUCACUCCUCUUCAUUGUGCAGCGCUAUCUGUGAGUAUUGAAUUGGUUCAAUUUCUUAUUUCAUGUGGUGCAGAUGUUAAUGCCAAGUCUAUAUACCUAAUUACCCCUCUUCAUUUUGCAUCAAAGAGAAAUAGAAUAGAAAUUGCAGAGAUCUUAAUUUCACAUGGGGCUGAUGUAAGUGAAACUAAUGAUGAUGGAUUGACAGCACUACAUUUUGCAGCUUAUUAUAAUUCUAUAGAAAUGAUUGGUCUUCUAAUUUCAAAAAAUUCUGAUCUAAAUGCAAAGGGUUUUAUUGGAGUAACCCCACUUCAUCUUGCUGCAAAAAAGAAUAACAGAGAUGCAUUGGAACUUCUAAUAUUAAAUGGAGCAAAUAUAAAUGAAAGAGAUAAUUUAGGGGACACUCCUCUUCAUUGUGCCAUAAAGAAUUGUGCAAUAGAGUCCAUUAUUAUUCUUCUCAAACAUGGUGCAGAUAUUAAUGCAAAAAAUAAUUCAGAUAAAACUCCUCUUCAUUUAGCAGUUGAAAACAAUUUAACAGAAAUAGCACAAAUUCUUACACAGAAUGGUGCCAAUCUCACUGCAAAAGAUCUCGAUGGAAAAACUGCUCUUAAUUUGAAAGAGAACAAUAAAGAUGCGAAAAAUGAACCAAUUUCGAGCUCAAGUUGGUGCAAAAUUUGUUAA